UCUUCUUAUAUAAAAAAAAAAAAAACUAAUUAUAGAAGAGAAAGAAACAAAGAAAAAAAAAACAUUAUUUCAUAUUCUUCUAAAAUAAUGGAAGAACAACUAAAUUCUUUAGCUGUUACUCAUCUUCUUCAACACUCUCUAAGAAGUUUAUGUAUUCAUGAAAACUCUCAAUGGGUUUAUGCUGUCUUUUGGAGAAUCCUACCUAGAAAUUACCCUCCUCCAAAGUGGGAUAGUCAAGGUGGAGCAUAUGAUAGGUCAAGAGGAAAUAGAAGAAAUUGGAUAUUGGUAUGGGAAGAUGGUUUUUGCAAUUUUGCUGCAUCAACGGCUGAGAUUAAUGGAAAUGAAUGUCCAGGAUCAUCUUCUAAUAAUAAUUAUGGAGAAUAUCAACAUUAUCAAGGUCUUCAACCUGAGCUUUUUUUCAAGAUGUCACAUGAAAUUUACAACUAUGGAGAAGGUAUAAUUGGAAAAGUGGCAGCAGAUCAUAGUCAUAAAUGGAUCUAUAAAGAACCAAAUGAACAAGAAAUUAAUUUCUUGUCUGCAUGGCAUAACUCUGCUGAUUCUCACCCUAGAACUUGGGAAGCUCAGUUUCGUUCUGGUAUUAAGACUAUAGCCUUGAUUGCUGUGAGAGAAGGUGUCAUUCAAUUAGGAGCUGUUCAUAAGGUUAUUGAAGACCUAAGCUAUGUGGUGCUACUAAGAAAGAAGUUUAGUUACAUAGAAAGCAUUCCGGGAGUGUUAUUGCCACAUCCAUCUUCCUCAGCCUAUCCUUUCAAGGUAGACGGAUACGGGGCGUCACCAGACGCGUGGCAUUUCCAGACUAAUUUACCAGCACCAACACCAACACCAGCUGAAUUAUACGAACAUUUCAAUCAACAUCAACACAUGAAGAUCACACCUUCAAUGAGCAGCUUGGAAGCACUUCUUUCCAAGCUGCCUUCCGUCAUUCCAGCAGAUGUUGCUGCUGGAAUGACGGGGGGUUCAAUACCUACUACCUAUUGUCAUGAGUACCAACAACAACCCCAAUAUAGACCUAAUGUUGAAAUGUUGGGGUUAGAGAAAGUUGCAAAAGAAGAGUAUGAGGAGGAGGAGGAGGAGAAGGAGAAUAAUAAUAACGAAGAGAAAACUCGAAAUAAUAAUAAUAAUAAUAAUAGUAAUGAGAGAUUAGAUCAUAAUGGUGGUGAGAGUAGUAGUUCAAUGUCAUCUUAUAGUCAACAUCAUCAUAAUUAUCAUCAUCAACAUUAUGGUUAUCAUCAUGAUUUGAAUGUAAGUAGUAGCAUGCCUAAUAAUGGAUAUUAGAAGGACAUGAUGGUAAUUAAUUAAGAGUAUUGUUUUAUGUAAUGUACUAUUAAUUAGAUUUGUGUUAGGAAGAAUUUGAUCCUUUUUUUUUCUUCACAUCUAACAAAGUAAUAGUAGUUUCUUC
Molecule: messenger RNA, 1417 nt
Organism: Solanum tuberosum (potato)
Lineage: Eukaryota; Viridiplantae; Streptophyta; Magnoliopsida; Solanales; Solanaceae
Exons: 7
Coding region: 88-1293 (401 amino acids)
Source: RefSeq, a predicted model, not a curated record